This is a messenger RNA of Dermacentor andersoni, 1530 nucleotides long. RefSeq lists its product as uncharacterized. The record is from RefSeq and is a predicted model, not a curated record. Gene Ontology annotation, biological process: cobalamin transport. NCBI's taxonomy places the organism in Eukaryota, Metazoa, Arthropoda, Arachnida, Ixodida, Ixodidae. Gene Ontology annotation, molecular function: cobalamin binding.
GGGAGCAUCUCCUAUCGCGCGGGCGACGGGUUCCGCUUCUCAGUUCGCAGCAGCGAUCUGAUAAGAGGACGACUCUCGCUGGCCCUCGAAGCGCCGUUCACUUGACAGCAGAGGAACUGGCUCAAUCCGCGGGGCUCCACUGCGCGCACAGAGAGACAUCAUGAAAGGAAGCCGCCACGAUCCCGCUGGUGCCCCGGCGCCCCAGCGAUCCCUACUGUUGGCCCUCCUCUGCAUUGUUCCGCCGCUGGCCGUGAAUGGCUUUCAGCUCGACGGGCCGCCGGACUCGCAGGGGCUGCUGGCCACCGAGGAGGAGGCCCUAGGACGUGCGCGAUCCUGGCUCAAGACGCACCCGUGCCACCAGUACAAGGUCCCGGCGGGCCCCGGCGAGGCGCAUCAGCGGACGCUGGCGUUGGCGCUGGUCGAUCCGGCUUUCUUCGACCGCUGCUCGGUGGAGGCCCUGCUGCACGUGCGCGAGCUGCAGCACCAGCUGCUCGUCCAGCUGCCCACGACUGCCGAGAAGGGACAGCUGGCGCUGCACGUUCUGGCGCUAUCCGCAUCCUGCCAGCCUAUACGAGACCCGAGAGGCCGCAAUCUUGCUGCGCUACUGCGGAAGAAAUCGUCCGACCCUGUUCCGCGCAACCGCUUCUCAGAGGCCCUGCAGCUGCUGGCUCUCUGCUCGCUCGGGGACCGCGGCCGCAAGCUCACCGACAUGGUCAUGGCGAACGUCCAAGAGCUGGCAGCCGAAAGCCCAGCUGCUGUCAUGGACUCCCUUGCUAUCAACGUGUUGGCCAUGGCCUGUUUGACCGAUAACGAACUUGGAGGUGGGUCGGCAGCUGUCCACGAUGCACUCAGACCUCUAGCCCAGCUGCAGCAACCAGACGGCAGCUUCGGGAACGUCCACACCACGGGCCUUGUGACGCAGGCACUGGUUGCCGUCGACCCAGAAACCACGCAUCUGUCCUGGCGCCGACAGGAUGCACUGAACUUCCUCCGGCGUGCGCAGCACAGGGACGGUCACUUCGGCGGCCUUCUGGCCACCACCCAGGUGGCGCCACUGCUGGCCGGAAGGACGCUCGCCGACCUCGCCUCGCACGCCCGGCGCUUCUGUUCCCCGGCGGACAAUGGCUCGGCAUCGGCGCUGUUAGAACCAAAAGAAAUCACCGUAUGGUACUCACUGUGGGUCGGCGACGACGCCACAAACCGGUCGAGUACCACAGUGUGGGUACGCCAGAACGCCACGCUGUUCGACGUCAUGAAGGCUGCCGCAGGAAAAGACAUCCGAUUCAGAUUCGAAUAUGACACUGCCAGCAGCCUCGGUCCAUACGUGCUCUCCUUGGCCGGAGUACCGCGCGACGUGGAGACGGGCCACUUUUGGCUGGCGCACACUAUGAACUUCGACACGGGGCUCGUAACGCCGUUGUCAGUCGGAAUUGGAAUGCACCUGGUAAAAGACUCCGAUCACGUGAUUAUGUGGUACAAACAUGUAGUUUACUGAACACGUAUUCUAAUAAAAUUCAAUUGUCAGUUCCA